Messenger RNA from Sinocyclocheilus rhinocerous, 599 nucleotides. RefSeq names its product transmembrane protein 119-like. Lineage: Eukaryota; Metazoa; Chordata; Actinopteri; Cypriniformes; Cyprinidae. Gene Ontology annotation, cellular component: plasma membrane. The record is from RefSeq and is a predicted model, not a curated record. Gene Ontology annotation, biological process: positive regulation of bone mineralization; positive regulation of osteoblast proliferation; ossification. The annotation marks the transcript as partial. The transcript has a single exon.
AAUCGUUUGACAGCACUACUUUUUAACCACCUCAGGUAUUCAGUCAUAGGAUGGACCACUCAGCUCUCCACCGCCUCAUCUGCCUGUCCGUCAUUCUGCUAACCAGGCUCGCCACUCAUGCCACCCCAGUCAUUUUUAAUGACUCUUUGGAGGGCAGUGGACAGUGGGACUCUGGGAGCACAGACCUGACCCACACACCCACCAUUUCCUUCUUCAAUGAAUCAGUGAAGUCUACCUCCAUAGAUGGAGAAAAACAUAGCAAAUCAUUCUUGGAUCAGCUGGUGGAUUUCUUACAAGAGAACCACCUUCCCAUAAUCGUCAUUACCACAUUACUUUUUCUUAUCAUCACCAUCCUCUGCUCAGCUGCCAUCUUGAGUCGCCGAUGUAAAGUCAGCACCUACUAUCCUUGCGCUUUCCCUUCCAAGAUGUACGUGGAUGAACGAGACAAGACCGGAGGAGCACGCUUCUUCAGCGAAGUCCCAGAGAAAGCCAACACCAGCUCCAGUGAGGAGCCAGUGAAUUCAGCCAGGCAGCUCCACGAGGACAUCAUGCUGGCUACCAAGAACCUCCGAACGCCAAUCAAGACCCCAAGGAAGGAG